Micropterus dolomieu (smallmouth bass) is the source of this 1137-nucleotide messenger RNA. It is a transcript of the gene oprk1, whose product is annotated as opioid receptor, kappa 1. Lineage: Eukaryota; Metazoa; Chordata; Actinopteri; Centrarchiformes; Centrarchidae. The coding region runs from base 1 to 1137 and encodes 378 amino acids. Gene Ontology annotation, biological process: neuropeptide signaling pathway; G protein-coupled opioid receptor signaling pathway; sensory perception of pain. Gene Ontology annotation, cellular component: neuron projection; membrane. The record is from RefSeq and is a predicted model, not a curated record. Gene Ontology annotation, molecular function: dynorphin receptor activity; neuropeptide binding. The transcript has 3 exons.
AUGGAGAGCAGCGUGGUGCACAUUUACAAAGAGGACAGGUGUCCCACGGGACAACCGGGGGAGUGCAUCCCAAACUUCACCUGGCAACCCGUCUUAUCGGACAUCUUCAACUACACACCCAACGGCACCUGGGACGCAGAACCCGAGCCCAUGUCGCCCAUCAUCCCCAUUAUAGUCGCGGUGUACUCGGUGGUGUUUGUGGUGGGCUUGGCCGGCAAUUGUUUGGUGAUGUAUGUCAUCAUUAGAUACACCAAAAUGAAAACAGCCACCAACAUCUACAUCUUUAACCUUGCUGUGGCUGACGCUCUGGUCACCACAACAAUGCCCUUUCAGAGCGCCGACUACUUGCUCAGCUCCUGGCCAUUUGGCAAGGUGGCGUGCAAAGUCUUCAUCUCCAUCGAUUAUUACAAUAUGUUCACCAGCAUCUUCACUUUGACCAUGAUGAGCGUGGACCGCUACGUGGCCGUGUGCCACCCCAUCAAGGCCCUGGAUUUCCGCACACCCGUCAAGGCCAAGAUCAUCAAUGUGAUCAUCUGGGUGCUGUCGUCCGCCGCUGGGAUCCCUGCCAUGAUACUUGGCAGCACAAAGACAAAUAACGGGACUACUGAGUGUGCCCUACAGUUCCCGGAACCCUACAUGUACUGGGACACCCUGAUGAAGAUCUGUGUCUUUAUCUUUGGCUUUGUGGCACCUGUCAUCAUCAUCACAGUUUGCUACACACUGAUGGUCAUGCGGCUGAAGAGCGUGCGCCUGCUGUCGGGCUCACGCGAGAAGGACCGCAACCUCCGCCGGAUCACUCGUCUGGUGCUGGUGGUGGUCGCCGUCUUUGUGGUGUGCUGGACGCCCAUCCACAUCUUUAUCUUAGUCAAGGCUCUGUCAGCCAACGUGCCCGAGACCACUGCCGUCAUGGCUGCUUACUUCUUCUGUGUGGCGCUGGGCUACACCAACAGCAGCCUCAACCCUAUCCUCUAUGCCUUCCUGGAUGAGAACUUCAAGAGGUGCUUCAGGGACUUUUGCUGCCCCGGCGCAAAAGGACACGGAGACUGUCAGGGGGUGAGCCGGGUGAGGAGCACACUGCGGGACCACUCGUGUCCCACAGAGGCCCGGGGAGAUAUGAGGCAAGCCAGGCCCGUAUGA